AUGGCUUUCGCCAAGUGCGGGGAUGACCUUGAGGCCUGUCAGACAGACAUCGAGCUGGGCCGCGCUUUCCAGUCGACCCUGGCGCCCACGCAGCUGCCGGGCCGGGCUUCCGCGAAAUGCGCGGACUGGCCCGGGUGCAGCGGCUUGGGGCUGUUUGGGGAUUGCUGCCCCAGCGGCAACACCAUGCUCGGCUGCUGCAGCGCUUCGCGGCGCCUGGCUUCCGAGACGAUGAGCCGCAAGGGGCUGACGGUGGACGACACCACGCUGCAGUACUGCGCUGGGCGGAUCCCGCAGACCUGGCCCAACUUCCAGGCGCCCCUGGGCUCCUUGCGCAUCUUCCAGGCCUGGAACACCGCGUGGCCGGAAGAGGGCCGCGAGGCGUCCUGGAAAGGUCUCGCCGGCUUCGCCCGGGCGAAUGGGGUGAAGAUCCUCGUGGGCACGCCCGUCACCUGUGAGCCGGCGCAAGACGAGAAGACUUGGGGCUGGACCAAGGAGUUCUUAAGGCUCUUGGACCCGAGCCACGUCAUGGGCUUGGCCAUCGGCAACGAGCUGGAGCUGCUCUACGACCACGCGGACCAGAGCUGCAUCAAGGAGCUUUGGGAGGGCAAGCGGCUGUGGAAGAUCUUCCAGCAGCGGGUGGCGGAGUUCGACGAGAUGGGCUUCAAAGAGAUCCCGGUGACCAGCGUCUUCACAGCCGCCAUCCUGUCGGGCAACCCCUUCACCGACGUGCCGGGCCAGGCGCUGGUGAACACUUUCCUGCGCCAAGCGCUCUGGAAGUACAAGCGCCGCUACGCCUUCACGUUCAACGUUUAUCCCUACUUCGACCCCAACCUGCACAUGAACGCCGGCAGCAGCAGCGACUGCAGCGAGGCCAUGGCGCGAGCGGUGUGUUGGGAGGGCCCGCAGUGCCUGGCCAACGCCAUCAUGGUGGCAGCGAGGCACAAGAUGCAGCAGCUCACCGGGAGGUCAGAGGACCUCUUUUGGAUCGGCGAGAUCGGGUGGAGCUCCCCAAGGGCCCAGGCGCUGCACACGGACAUGCGCUCCUGCGGCGCCUUCAGCUCUCUGAGCACCUUCGAGAAGCGCCUCGACUCGACUCGACUCGACUCGACGACUCGACUCGGCCAGAAGCGUCAGAAUGAGCGGCGGGGGCUGGAGUGA
Molecule: messenger RNA, 1158 nt
Organism: Effrenium voratum
Lineage: Eukaryota; Dinophyceae; Suessiales; Symbiodiniaceae
Source: the annotation of a GenBank genome assembly